Molecule: messenger RNA, 7346 nt
Organism: Mizuhopecten yessoensis (Yesso scallop)
Lineage: Eukaryota; Metazoa; Mollusca; Bivalvia; Pectinida; Pectinidae
Exons: 8
Coding region: 298-2598 (766 amino acids)
Biological process (GO): urea transmembrane transport
Cellular component (GO): plasma membrane
Molecular function (GO): urea transmembrane transporter activity
Source: RefSeq, a predicted model, not a curated record
ACGACGGUUACUUACUUGCCACAGUGAGCCACAGAAUAGACUUUAACAACUGUGGUCACAUGUCACAUACUCCUGUACCAGGCGUUGCGGGAAUGUCUUGUAAAUGCGUCUCGAUACGAUGUUACCUGUUAACUUACCUGUAGUCGCGUGCAUGUGUGUGUACAUACUCUGACAUACCUUUUUUCGAAAUGACCUCUGCAUUUACAAGGUCUCUGUAUCUCCGCGCUCCGUGUUAGGUCGACCCCAAAAUGAGAAAGGACUACUAGUGGAGAGCGGUCGCCGAGAGCAGUACUAACGAUGUCGCGUCUUCUGCACCUGUUGUUCAGUUCAGUCCUCAUCUUACCGUGCGUCACAUCCGAUAUGUUUGACAACUGUACGACGUCACUGAAAAACGUUCAGGAUGGCGAAGAAUCUGUGCUGCAGCCUUCACUAGAAAAGUAUGAAGCAGCCCUAUUGAUGCUGCUUGGGUUUGGAGGUCUAUCCGUGAUGCUUGCCCUCAUACAAUCCGCCCUUAGACGGCACGUGUACCACGACCAACACAACCUUGACACCGCAUUUGAUGCAGGGGGGAAGGUAACUUUCAGUCUCACCGCUGUUACCGUGACGUCACAGAUGCUCUGGCCAGCAGAUUUCCUGCAAAGUGCAACAAUCGCCAUUAAGACAGGAUUGGGCGGGUCGCUGUUCUUCUCCAUCGGUAUUGUCCUCGACAUCCUCCUCUUCCCUUUGCUAUCUAUACACCUCAAGACCCGGGCCCCCGGGGCCAAAACCUUCCUUCAGAUCAUAUAUGCUAGAUUUGGAAAGCCUGCCCACAUUUUCUUCUGUUUUGUGGCACUGUUGGCGAAUCUCGUCACCAUGACAUCACUGGUGUUGGCGGGAAAAGCGUCUCUGCGCGUGCUGGUGAAGGACUCCUCGGACGAGUUCGUCAUUUUGAUCCUCGCUGUCCUCUUUGGUUCUUACUGUCUAAUUGGUGGUAUCGGAACCACCUUCUAUAUAUCUUACUUUAACACGGCCUUGACCUUUGUCACCGUGCUGGUAUUUGUUGUGAAGGUCAGUUAUACAGACAAAGGUCCGACACAGGACUACGCCACGAAUGAAGCCAUGUAUGAGGCAAUGAGGUGUAUUGAUGGACCAGAUGGUAACCAGGACAACUCACUAAUGACUUUCAGGUCAAGGUCAGGCAUUAUUUAUGGUUUUAUGCUAUUUCUGAUGGCUACAUCGUUAGGCUUUUGUGAUCAGGCUAACUGGCAGAGUAGGAUAGCGGCAAAGCCAGCGCAAGGCGUUCUCGGAUUUUUCAUAGCAGCCUACAUUUGGUUCGCGAUUCCAACAACUAUUGCGAUGACGUCAGCAAUGACUUAUAUGUCAUUGAGCUAUCAGAACGGCACACAUUUUCUUACUGCAAACGACAUAGAUUCCGGAUACAUAACCCCAUUCGUGAUGGAAACACUGAUGGGAUCACAAGGAGGAUAUUUACUCAUCACCAUGGUAACCAUGGCACUCAUGUCAACAGGGUCUGGGGAGGUCAUGGCCGUCUCUUCUAUCAUCAUAUAUGACAUCUACCGUACUUACAUCAACGCUUACAGGAAAUCUUGCUCGCCUACAAGUUGUUUAUUGUGUGGUAACGAGAAGGUCUUUGAUACGGUAACACCGGAAACGGAAAUGUGUGCGUGCAAACCGGUGGAGAACUGUCGUGACUGUAAAGACGAUAUAAAACUACGCAUGACCGGAAGUAGAAACUACGGCGUCCGAUAUGGGUGUACGAAGCACGGACUAUAUCGUCACUACGAGGACUUGUUGAUUCACAAUAAGAGCUGGUGUAUUGUCUGGGUCACCAUUGCUGUGGUCCCUUAUGGUCUUGUGAUCAUGGCUUCCGGUGUGAACUUGAACUGGGCCAUAUUCACAUUACAGGCACUCAUCAGUCCGUUCUUGAUACCCAUCCUGCUCACAAUUGCCUGGCCGAAGAGUACAGCUGCUGGUGUAAUUGCAGGGAGUACCAGUGGGCUCGCAGCGGCUAUCACAGGAAUCCUAGUGGUGGGAGAAACAGCCCAUGAGGGUGGUUUGAGGAAUUUUAUGGUGAAUACCUCCACCGAAUACAGCCUCCUUGGCGGUAUUGGUUCAGGUGUCAUCAUCAGCUCGGUGGUUACCAUAGUAACGUCUUUAUGUACCAACAAAAUCAAGUGUGCAGAGGACGCGAAGAAGGAAUGGGAGAAGACUCUCUCGAUUGACAAUCCUCUGAACCCUUGGAGAAACCUUUAUAAAGAAGAACUUUCAAAGAUUGCUCACGAUACAAAAAUAACAGGAAGCAACAUGGCGACCAUAUUUCGGCCUGCAAAGUUGAUAGCUUACGUAGGGGGUGGAAUUAGUGUGUUGUUUUUCCUAGUAGUAUUUCCGGCGGUAAUGUUGAGCUAUGAUGUGCUGACGUUCAGUCAGUUUUCAGGCUGGCUCACUGCCUGCCAGGUGUGGUGUAUGGUCGGGGCAGCGUUUGCGAUCAUAGCGCCACCUGCUGAAGAGAUUAUCCAAGUUUGGCGUCAACACAGAAAAAACAAUACAGAAAAAGGCAAAGCUGCCCACGAAAACAAUACGUAUGACGAACAUUUGUGACUUCCUGGCGUCAUUUCAUUACAGUGUGGUUGAUUCACAUGUUUUUUGCUUAUCCAUAUGUACAUUACUUACCUAUUUUAUCUAACUAUAUACCCAAAAUGGUAUGUAAUACCAAUAUAUAAUGUAUAUCUUUUCCCCCCAUCUACAAAUUACUUACAUUUUUAAAUUGGACCUUCUUUAUUUCCAACAUGUAAUUUUCCUACAUUUUUUUUUAAAUGUCCCUCCUAAUUACCAUAAUUUCUAAAUUUACAAUUUAUAUUUAUAUAUAUACAUUUACAUUUCACACAUAUAUAACCCCCAUAUUUGACUUUACAUCUUAUCUUUAUUACUUAACUAUUUAGAUAAUAAGUCUUUUAUGAUGUAGGAAGAAAAUCUAAAAUAAAAUAUAUAUUUUAUACUUAAUUUUUAAAUAUGCGCGGAAUUCAGAAUGAUCUCGUCGAAGAGGUUUACAAGCACGUUGUUGUCUUGUAGAAACACUUGUCACGCCCUUAACGACGUACCUACUUCACAGUGAAUAGGCUGUCGUCACGUGCAACUAAUGGCAGAAGUUAGGAAUGUGCCCAUGGAUAUUUAUUUGAACCAUGGAUGUGUCAUUCCGCCAAAGUGUCUCACUCACUUCCGGCAUCACACUUUAAUGUAUACGCAUGAUCUAAACGAAUGUUAUCAAAUUUGAUUGAUUGAAAUUUUGUUACUCAUACAAUAAAUAAUAAUCAUCUGACUUACUUAGACUCAACAAUGUGCUUGGUAAUAGUUAUAAACAUAACAGAAUGUGCGCGGAAUUCAGAAUGAUUGAAAUGAACUCCUUUUUUGCAGAGGUCAUUAAUUCAGUCAUUUGCCAACACAUUUUGUAAAUCAAUUAACUCGGCUUACUUUGUUAAAUCAAUCGUAACAACAACAUGAAAUCAAACUUUCAAAUUUAAUGUGAUAAGCUUCCUUAAAGAAAUCGAUAAAAGUAUAAAAGGAAAAUCCGAUAAUAGUCGUUAUCAACGCGGAUAUCCCUACUUGUAGAAACAAUAGCUUACACAUGAACAUGUGUAUCUGAGUAACAUAUGAUCAGGGUCAAACGAUCAAUGUAAUUGAAAAAGUAUAUUUAAAGAAAAAAAUGAAAAAACAUUCAUACAAAAAAAAUAACUUACACCAAGAUAAAAAAAAAGGUGCAAGGAGUAUGAUACGUUGUCUAGUCUAAGAUGUAACAUGUACAGUGUUGUCUGGUAUGAUUUGUGACGUGCACGGUGUUGUCGCGCAUCAUUUUAAUGUCUAUAACAUUGCUCAGGUUGUCUUGUCUAAUGAGUUAUGUGUACGUUGAUGUCUGGUAUAAUUUGUGACGUGUACGGUGUUGUCUCGUAUAAUUUUAAUGUGUAUAACAUUGGCACGGGUUGUGUGGUCUAACAUGGUCGGUGACAAGUGUUAUCUGGUAUAAUUUGUGACGUGAACGGUGUUGUAUCGUAUAAUUUUAAUGUGUAUAACAUUGGCACGGGUUGUGUGGUCUAACAUGGUCGGUGUACAGUGUUGUCAGGUAUAAUUUGUGACGUGUACGGUGUUGUCUCGUAUAAUUUUAAUGUGUAUGACGUUGACACGUCUUGUGUGGUCUAACAGGGUUGGUGUACAUUGUUGUCUGGUAUAAUCUGUGACGUGUACGGUGUUGUCUCGUAUAAUUUUAAUGUGUAAGACGUUGACACGUGUUGUGUGGUCUAACAUGGUCGGUGUACAGUGUUGUCUGGUAUAAUUUGUGACGUGUACGGUGUUGGCUCGUAUAAUUUUCAUGUGUAUAACAUUGGCACAGGUUGUGUGGUCUAACAUGGUCGGUGACAAGUGUUAUCUGGUAUAACUUGUGACGUGUACGGUGUUGUCUCGUAUUUAUUUUAUGUAUACGAUGUUGUUGUCACGUAAGGUAUUAUUUUUAUCUGUAUGACAUUGACAAGUGUUGUCCCGUCUUAGGUGUUUACUUGUACGUACUUAUUACUUCGUGGUGAAUAGACUGUCGUCACACGCAACAAUGACGGAAGUUAGGGAUGUGCCCAUGGAUAUUGAUGUGAACCAUGGAUGUGUCAUUCCGCCAAAGUGUCUCACUCACUUCCGGCAUCACACUUUAAUGUAUACGCAUGAUCUAAACGAAUGUUAUCAGAUUUUAUUGAUUGAAAUUUUGUUACUCAUAUAAUAAAUAAUAGUCAUCUGACUUACUUAUAGUCAACAAUGUGCUUGGUAAUAGUUAUAAAUAAAACAGAAUAAGUACAACCGAAGCGUUACACACAUGUUUCAUUUUAUAAUAUCAAAUCCUUAGUCAUGUCUUAAAAACCGUCACAUGGGACAUGGGUAGAUUUUAGAGAUUACUUUUUAUAAAUUUUAUUUGAACACUGUAAAAUAUUUCGUAACCAGUUUAUUUCAAACAAAUAUGAAAAUGCCAUCUUUCAAACAAAUCAAUACAGAAAUAAGUUAACCUUUAAUAAAUGUUAGUGCAAUUACCUUUAAACUGGCCAUACAGUUAUCCGCGGGUAAACCAUUUCAGAUAUAUACCAUAUAAUUAAGAACAUUCCUGAAAUCCUGAAUUUUGAGGCAAACUCCAACACCUACUUUCUGUUCCAGUAAUCGCAGAACAUGACAAUGACAUAGAUCAGUUUUGCUAUAGUAUCAUCGCCGUUGUCAGAUACACACAAUAUUAUUAUCAAAGAUAAUUUGGUUGGUUUGAUUAACAGGGUUCAGCGUCAUAUUAACAGCUAAUGUCAUUCAGGGACGUGCCUAUGUGUGUGUAAUGUAUGAGAGUGUACUGGAUGGAGUAUGUUGAUGUAUUAAAAAUAUAGAAUAUAAAUACCAAAAACGGAAAAUCAAGAAAAUCACCCGUGGCCAUGCUGGCAAAUUAAAACUAUAAAUAACGCGCCCUAAACGACUAAAUUAUUUUUCACUUGAACCCCUACCACAUGGUUCCUACUCGACCCACGGAUACGCGAUCGUGCAGAAAAAGAAGAUCCUAUGUGUAAAAUACGCAAGUGUUGCUUUAGACUUCGAAUACGAUUUCUGCACAGCGACCCAAUCUUACGUUGUCACUGUUGCCUCCAAAUUGAAAAGGGUUCAUUUUCACCCCAUUUGUAGUACAGGUGUAUAUGGAAAGAAUCAAGACAAUUAAGGACACGUGAGUAAUUUAAUUACUUUAUUAAAAUGUUCUCACAUCAUGGAUUCGCUAUAUACAUAUACAUAUAAAUCUGAGACUAUUAUUUUGUUAAUCAACUUACCCAUAAUAUGAUGAUAGCAUUUUACAGUUGAUACUACUAGCCUACCAUCACAUCUAAAUCUCACAAACAAAUGAUGCUAGCAUUAAAUAAACGUUAUCUUUUAUCAAUUAUGAAACCAGUUUUAUCAGCUUUUAUUGAUCACUCUUGUUAGCCAAGCCGAGAACUCAUGGGUGGUCCUUGUGUGGAAGUAAACCGAAGUUCCGGGUAAAAAUCACUCGUCAAGUCUUUUCAGGGAAUUAGGACGUGGCCGUUUAGAGGGAAGGGUGUUUGCGCUAUCUUUUACACCAACCAAAUACCCCAAAAGGUACAUUGAAUAACUUACAAUGCACUGUUUUCAUCACAAACAACUGGUUCUAGUAACUUACCGUGCACUUUUAAUCUACAAAAACAACUGAUGCCAAUACGUUGCUAUGCAAUCCUCUGAAUCUCACAAACUCACGCCAGAAAAUGACCCUGCUUUCUAACUUGCCAUGCUCGCUAUAUCCCAAAAUUGAUACCAAUUCAUUACCAUGCCCUAAAUCUCAGAAACUGACAAAUAAAAAAAUACCAAGCUUUCCAAAUCUCACAAACAUAUUAUAGUACCACACCAUCUAUUUAUGAUCUUGAAAUCUGCGAAUCUAAUGAUUUAUCAUUCACUCUAUUCCUCACAGACAGCAUACACUGGUAAAUUACCAUGUCAUCUAGAUAUCUCACAGUGAAUUCACUGAAUCAAUAACUAUGCAUUUGACUUAAAUCUUUGAAAAAAUCUUAAACUUACAAUGUCAUGUAGAAAUAACAAAUAAAUGAUUCAGGUAACUUAACAUUUAUCGCAAGCUAAUGAUAUUAGUUACUUGCUUUGCCAUUUAGAUGUCACGAACAAUAAAAAAAUAAUAAAUAAAAUGAAACAACAAAAUGAUCUAUAUAAGAUUCCUGACGAAUAUAUUUCACAGCCUGUUGUCCAUUCAUUCAGAGUUCUUACUAAAAUUUAUCGAAUUUGCCGAAUAAAAAAAAUUAACAAUCUAGAACUUUAUUUUCAACAUGACGUUUGUUCUAACAUCGUUUGACUGCUAAGACAGAAAAAUAUAGCUAAUUGCAAAAAAACGAGUUUUGUUUGCUUUGUCUUUUUUUAAUUGAAGGUUAUUGAAAAUGAAUAUAAUUUUUACUUUCAUGUUCAACACACGAAGAAUUAAGUAGUAAAGUCACAUAGCAAUUCCCCUGGUAUAUUAUAAACAAUUUAUGUCGAUCCGUUUCAGGAGCUUUCAGAAUAAAAAAUAUACAAACAUGCUUAUUAUACUACAUUAGUGAUAAUAACGGUCAUUAUGAAAUAUCUAUGAACAAAUGUAUUAUGAAACUGAAAUUUCAAUGUUGAACUAAAUCCUAAUGAGAUUAAUGCUGAUGGCCAAUUAAAUGACAUUAACUGGAUUUGAUCGUCAAUAAGAAAGAGCUGUUUCGACUUCAUUUAAGGUUAGGUUGUCAUAUUUUUGACAUGCAACAUACAUUGGCUUACCUAGCGCACCAAGUUAAAUAUGUAGGUAAGCCAAU